GGUCACAGCAGAAAUAUGUACUUAGAUCUUUGAAAUCAUUUUUCUGUAGGAUCAAAGCAUGACUGUGCAGACAGACAGGUGCCAUGACCAACUCAUGACAGACACAGACUCCCAGCAGGAUGAGGUCCUCAUCACAGGAACAUCACCACAAAAUUUGACACUGGACUGUGAACAUGGUGAUGAUGUGUAAAGAGUUCUUUCAUGUGCUACAUCCCUUCUGAACCCUUCUGCACAGAGUUACAGGGCUCCAGGCAGGAACACGCCGGCUCCACAGGAACCUUGUCCUCCUGCCUGUGGUGAUGGUGAUGCUUCUCCUCUGUGUGAAUGCAGGCCCAGCAGUACCCACUGCCAGCUCCCGGACUGGUUUCCCUGCAGACUGCAGCCAUCUCCGCAAGACCAGCCCCAGUGGGGUGUAUGUCAUCCAGCCAGCAAAGUCUCCCCCGCGGGUGGUGUGGUGCGACAUGGACACCGAAGGCAAGGGCUGGACUGUUGUCCAGAGAAACUCUUAUGACACUGAGCUCACUUGGAAGCAAUCCUGGACCACCUACAAGUAUGGCUUUGGGAAUGUGCAGGGUGAUCACUGGCUGGGCACUGAGUACCUGCACCUGCUCACACAGCAAGGCACCUACAAGGUCCGCUUCAUUGUGCGGAAUAAAGCCAAUGUCACCCAUUAUGCUGAAUAUGACAUCUUCAGUGUGGAGAGCGAGGCCACUGGAUACCCACUGAGGCUGGGUCGGUUUUCUGGUGAUGGGGAUGACUAUCUGACCAGCUACUACCCCAAGAAGGGGGGAAUACACGACAACAUGAAGUUCAGCACAACCGACCGAGAUCAGGACCAGUACAGUGGGAACUGUGCCAGCAUCUACGGGGGCUGGUGGUAUGACAGAUGCCAGAAUGUCCUGCUCAAUGCCAAAAACCACAUCCUCUGGCCAGGAUUCUGCGAUAGUGGUGACUGUGCAUCCUCCCUCAUCUUGGUCAAACCCACAGAUGUGUGUUAUCUGUAUUGAAGGGGCCAGCCUCCCAGGAGGCUGCAGGAGUGCCAGCAGCCCAGUGCCCUAUUCCUGUGCCUGCUAGCAGCUCUGUGCCAGCCCUACUGCUUGUCCUGCACUGCCUGAAGCUCCUGCACUGUAAUCAGCUGAAACACCACAGCUCUGGGGCUCAGGAGCCGUCCCCUGGAGCCCUGGGCAUGUGAGCAGCUUUACCCAGU
Oxyura jamaicensis (ruddy duck) is the source of this 1207-nucleotide messenger RNA. Its product is annotated as fibrinogen-like protein 1-like protein. Bases 300 to 1007 code for a protein of 235 amino acids. The transcript has 3 exons. The record is from RefSeq and is a predicted model, not a curated record. Lineage: Eukaryota; Metazoa; Chordata; Aves; Anseriformes; Anatidae.